AUGCCCGUCAUCACUGGCUCAGUUACGUGCACCGGCGGCGCUCCAACGGGCGACUGGUCCGAGCUGGACGGGUGCAUCAGCCCUGGCGGUUACCGCCUCGUCGGGCGCCAAGUCACCACUCUCGGCGACUACGCUCUCACGCUCGAGUGGUGCGAGGCCCGCCCGAUGAAGGUCAUCAGCGCAACGUGUCGCGUCUAUCGACGCCGGUCGAGCACGCCCAGCUACCAGUCGCUGGUCCACACGUGGAUCGUCAAGGAGACGCUGUUUCCUUUCGUCCGUGCCGGCAGCGCCGUCAUCUGCCCCGCGCCAUGGGGAGAGCACGUCGUCUACACGGUCAACAUCGAGCUCGUCACGCCUGACGACGGCCUCUUUGCCGUCGAGCGUCGCAUUGCCGGCCUCGAGCAGCAGGUCGCGGACCUCGACCUGGUCUGCUCGACUCGCACGACGACCGCCGCUCACUUUACGACCCUCGCUCUUGAUCAAGCCCAGAACGACGUCUGCCUCGACUUCCGCCAGCUCGGCCGCCAACUUUGGACGAUCGAGGCGUCGCUCUACCAGAUCUCUCCGCACUUCAAGGACAUCCUGUCGUCCGAGUUCGUCGAGGGCACGUCGACCGUCGUCAAUCCGUCGAGCGAGCCGGCCGAGCACGACACGUACGCGUUCGAGGACUCGGACGCCGAGACGGACGCCGCCAGCCUCACCUCGAGCCGCCAGAAGGGCCAGCAAAAGCCGCUCGCGCCCUUCAAGCGUAUCCCGAUCAGGGACAUCCCGUACUCGACCUACCUCGCCGUCAUCGUCUGGGCCCAGUCGCGCCACAUCACGUUCGCGCCGCUCCUCUCGACCUUUCGCCGCCCCGGUCUCGACGAGCCCUCCGUCGAUGCCGCCCGCCAGGACGCCGUGCGCGCCCUCGCCCUGACCCAGAGCCCGCUCCUCCCGUUCCCGGCGUCGCCCAAGUCGGUGUACCGCCUCGCCGACUACCUCUCGCUCGACGACCUCAAGCAGCUCGCGCUCGACAACCUCGUGUCGCAGCUCACGCCGACCAACGCCAUCUACGAGCUGUACAGCGACGUCGCGUGUGCAUACGACGAGGUGCGCGACGCCGUCCUCGAGUACGUCGUCGAGGACUGGUCCAAGGUCGAACAGGCGCCGGCGACGAGCGAGAUGGCGUCGGUCGACAAGGAGCUCCCCGUCGGAGCGGCGAGGACGGCGAUGCUGCUCGCGACUCGCCUCGGCCGGGUCAAGCGCUAA
Rhodotorula graminis WP1 is the source of this 1248-nucleotide messenger RNA. RefSeq lists its product as uncharacterized. The record is from RefSeq and is a predicted model, not a curated record. The coding region runs from base 1 to 1248 and encodes 415 amino acids. Lineage: Eukaryota; Fungi; Basidiomycota; Microbotryomycetes; Sporidiobolales; Sporidiobolaceae. The transcript is spliced from 2 exons.